This is a messenger RNA of Mesorhabditis spiculigera, 525 nucleotides long. NCBI's taxonomy places the organism in Eukaryota, Metazoa, Nematoda, Chromadorea, Rhabditida, Rhabditidae. The record is from the annotation of a GenBank genome assembly.
AUGAGUGCCGCCAUUCUCGAUGAACUGAAGAAGCUGCGCCAGGAAAACGGCGAAAUCAAGAACCAGAUCGCCGCCCUCCGCGAGCUGAUCCAGGGAAUCGCGAAGGAGGAGAAGAAGGAAGAAAAGAAGGAGGAGGCCGCCGACGACGACGACUUCGAGCUCUUCGGAUCUGAUGACGAGGAGGACGAGGAAAAGAAGAAGAUCGUCGAAGAAAGACUGAAGGCCUACGCCGAGAAGAAGUCGAAGAAGCCCGGCCCGAUCGCCAAGUCCUCGGUCAUUCUCGAUGUCAAGCCCUGGGAUGAUGAGACGAACCUUGAUGAGAUGGAAGCCCAUGUCCGCAGCAUCGAAAUGGACGGCCUGGUCUGGGGUGGCGCCAAGAAGAUCGCGAUCGGCUACGGCAUCAGCAAGCUGCAAAUCAUCACCGUCAUCGAGGAUGCCAAGGUCUCCGUCGAUGAUCUGCAAGAGAAGAUCCAGGAGUUCGAGGACCACGUCCAGUCUGUUGACAUUGUUGCUUUCAAUAAGAUU